Messenger RNA from Misgurnus anguillicaudatus (oriental weatherfish), 1077 nucleotides. RefSeq names its product CWC15 spliceosome associated protein homolog (gene cwc15). Gene Ontology annotation, molecular function: RNA binding. Lineage: Eukaryota; Metazoa; Chordata; Actinopteri; Cypriniformes; Cobitidae. Gene Ontology annotation, biological process: mRNA cis splicing, via spliceosome. The record is from RefSeq and is a predicted model, not a curated record. Gene Ontology annotation, cellular component: catalytic step 2 spliceosome.
ACAUCCACGUGACCGCGUGUGUUCGUGUCGCGGUGGCUGUUGGGAUAUCUUGGGUAGAAGCAACCGCGGCUGUAACGCCGAAUAAAGCUUUAAAACUCGUUGAUUAUUUGGGUUUAGUGUGGUUAGUUUUCGUGGCCUUGUUUCUAUAUUAGCAGUAUUUAUUGAAAUUUGGAUCAUCUCGCUGCAGAUAGCUGAAGAUGACAACAGCAGCAAGGCCAACGUUUGAGCCCGCACGGGGAGGGCGAGGUAAAGGAGAAGGUGAUCUGAGCGCUUUAUCCAAACAGUACUCUAGCAGAGACCUGCCAGGACACACAAAGAUCAAAUACAGACAGCCCACCCAGGAUGCCCCAGAAGAGGUGAGAGCCCGUGAUUUCAGACGUGAGCUGGAGGAGAGAGAGAGAGUUACUGUGAAGAGCAGAGACCGAGGAGCAAGAGAACACACCACCUCCUCGUCUUCAUCUUCUUCAUCCUCCUCAAAGCGUCCACGUCUGGAUCAGAUUCCUGCAGCCAACCUGGAUGCCGAUGAUCCCCUCACUGAGGAUGAAGAGGACUCCGACUCGGGUUCUGACAGUGAUGACGACACCGCCGCCCUGCUGGCUGAAUUGGAGAAGAUCAAGAAGGAGCGAGCUGAGGAACAGGAGAAAAAGGAACGGGAACAGAAGGCGGAAGAAGAAAGGAUACGUAUGGAAAACAUUCUGAGUGGGAAUCCACUGCUUAAUCUGGCAGGCCAGCAGCAGCAGCAACAACAACAACAGCCACAGACCCAGAACACGUUUACUGUGAAAAGAAGGUGGGACGAUGAUGUCGUGUUUAAAAACUGCGCUAAAGGAGUGGACGAAUCCCGCAGAGAGAAACGAUUCAUUAACGACACCCUGCGCUCUGAAUUCCACAAGAAAUUCAUGGAGAAAUAUGUUAAAUAAGUCCUAUUAUGGAAUAUUUCAGCCGUUGUAUUUCUAUGGUUAAUUUCAUUUUUUUUUUUUUCAUUUUAAAAUGUGAUUUUCUUAUGUACUGUCAUUUAUUAUUUGGUGUGUAACAGAAAUGUACUUCAAAUAAACAGAAUGAAAACUAAAUGUAAAA